Culex quinquefasciatus (southern house mosquito) is the source of this 813-nucleotide messenger RNA. RefSeq lists its product as uncharacterized. Lineage: Eukaryota; Metazoa; Arthropoda; Insecta; Diptera; Culicidae. The record is from RefSeq and is a predicted model, not a curated record. The transcript is spliced from 4 exons. Bases 33 to 569 code for a protein of 178 amino acids.
UGAUCGAUCAGUGUUGGCUGGAUUAACCGGCGAUGAGUUCCCCCAGUUGGCUUGGCACUCCCAAGUGGAUGCAGAUUCCGUACGAGGAUAAGCGCAUCCUGUCGUACCUGGUCGGGACGCUGACGACCAUUUUCGGGACGGUUCUGUACGCCCUGCUGGUGACGCAAAAGUUGGACGACUUUGACGACGGGAUUUGUGCGUCGUUUUCGUACGUGAACAACUUGGAAAUUCCACUGCUGGCGGUGGUUUUGCUAGUGUAUUACGUCGUCACCGGCGUGUUCCUGUGGGGAGUGUGGAAGGAAAGUCCUCGCCUCAUCUUACCAUUCUUCUGCCUUCUGGUGGCCACGCUGGGCUUCAUCGGUCAUGCCCACAUUGAACGGAUGCUGUUUGAAGUCAACCAAGACGAGCGAAGGCUGGUGAUUGGCGCAUUUGUCUUCACCACUGGGGUACUGAUUUUUGCUAGCACAAUCACACUGCUGCUUUACAGAGAGAUGCACCAGAUCACAGAACGAUUCGACAAGACCGAAUAUCAGGAGCUGUCGACUGCUGAAAUUGUUGAUAGACAUUGACGUUGGUGUAACCCAAAGCUUGCAAUUAUCUCAGUCUUUAAAUAAUUGAAUCAAAAUACACGUUGACAGUGAAAUGAACAUAACCUCAAAAUUUUAAUCGAUUUUCAAGGGUAAAAUAUUUCGUACAUUUUUCGUUCGACUCAACACAUUGCCAAAUGGCUGGAACCUGCCUCAAUGCCAGUGCCAAAGUUUAUCACCUUAUUAGUGGUUAAUAAAGUAAGCAAAAAGCCGAAACGCACCUUAA